AUGACAAUCCUCAAAUCCUUCCCCCUCCCCUCCUCCCCCUCAGCCCUCCAAAUUCCCAACGAAAAGGAGAAAGACUCUCCUCCCUCCAACUUCUUCAUCGCCUUUCUCGCUUCCAAAGACCCACUCACCAAUCAACCCUGGUGUCCCGAUGUCCGAGCCGCUUUACCGAUUCUCGAAGCGACUUUUCAAGAAACCACCACAUCUCAGGGAGCAGAAGGAGAAGAAGAAAAAGAAGAAGGCAAAAAGUCUACUACAACACCACCAGUAGUAGCUUUUAUCGAAGUAGGUCAGAAAACGGAAUGGAAAAAUCCCCACAACGUUUUCCGUACUCAAUGGAAUAUUCACAAUGUACCGGUUUUGGUGCGAUAUGAAUUGGUGGGAGAAAAUACCGCAACAACAACAAAACAAGUCAAGGAAGUGGGAAGAUUGGUCGAAGGGGAGAUUUUGGAUGAGAGACGAUUACAAGAAUUGGUC
Messenger RNA from Sphaerulina musiva SO2202, 474 nucleotides. RefSeq lists its product as uncharacterized. The transcript has 2 exons. NCBI's taxonomy places the organism in Eukaryota, Fungi, Ascomycota, Dothideomycetes, Mycosphaerellales, Mycosphaerellaceae. Gene Ontology annotation, molecular function: protein-disulfide reductase [NAD(P)H] activity. The annotation marks the transcript as partial. The record is from RefSeq and is a predicted model, not a curated record. Gene Ontology annotation, cellular component: cytosol.